AUGGACUCAUUUCUUUACGGUUUCUCAGUUAAUAAGUAACAGCUGAUGUCAGAACAUGGUGUCAUCAGAGCUGUGGUUCUGCAUUCUUUCCGUUCAGAAGGGGGGGACAAGAGGAGGGUGAAGGGAGGGAAGGAAGAGGGUGUAGGAGGAAAAGGAAGAACUAGAACUAGUUCUAGUUCACAGCUAGAACUAGAGCUACUCCAAAGCCUACACGUAACUAAUUCCCAUGGUGUUCCUUAUUUUCCCGUAUUUUUUUUAGUGGACAUUGCAAAAUUCACUUUAAAUUUUACUUUAUUUCUAUAAGGUAAGCAGAUUGGGAGCACUAAAAAAAACAAAACACUGGCUCUGCUCCAUGCUGUGGUGGUAGUACAGACACUCUUUUGGCAGGAAGUAUUGAUAAGUUUCUGGACUAAAGCAAAAGUAGGGAAUUAAAAGUUAACACCAAAAUUGAAACAAAGCCACGUUUUGUGAAGCGCACACUAGUAGCAGUCCAUUGGAUCAAAGGAUAUGAUCUCACUUCACAGUAAAACAGGUCUUGCAAGCCCAGGUAACUCAGGAAGCAGAAUGGUAAUUAUUCACAGAAGAAAGCAGGUAGUAUACUGUUACACGAAUACAGGGGAAAGUCAGAAGGUCACCGGCUGCAGGGGAACUGACACAGUUGAAGCUGCUUGGCCCCCUUUAAACAGAAGUAGUAAAAUGGGAGAGAAUGAAGCAAGUUUACCUAAUACUGCUUUGCAAGGUAAAAAAAUGGCCUAUCAGAAGGUCAGUGCUGAUCAAAGAGCUCCAGGACAUUCACAGUACUUAGACAAUGAUGACCUCCAAGCCACUGCACUUGACUUAGAGUGGGACAUGGAAAAGGAACUGGAGGAGCCUGGUUUUGACCAGUUCCAGCUAAAUAGUGCUGAGCAUCAGAACCUGGAAAAUUCAGAGACUGCAGACCUCAAUCUUGAUCCCAUUCAACCAGCAACUUCACCCAAAGGAAGGUUUCAGAGACUUCAAGAAGAAUCUGACUAUGUGACCCAUUAUACAAGAUCUGCACCAAAGAGCAACUCCUGCAACUUUUGCCGCCUUUUAAAAAUAUUUUGCGCGGCAAUCGUUUUAUUUAUUUCUGGAAUCUUGAUAGGCUAUUACUCACGUAAAAAUUGCCCGUCAAGUGCUACAUCUUCAGGAACACUUGAUCUUCAGUUAUACCAGGAGAUUCUCAAGACAAUCCAAGCAGAAGAUAUUAAGAAGUCUUUCAGAAAUUUGGUACAGCUGUACAAAAGUGAAGAUGACACGGAAAUUUCAAAGAAGAUUAAGACUCAGUGGGCUACUUUGGGCCUAGAAGAUGUACAGCUUGUAAAUUACUCUGUGUUGCUGAACCUGCCAGGUCUUUCUCCCAGCUCUGUGACUCUGAUCAGCAGUGGCCAGUGCUUUCAUCCUAAUGGCCAGCCUUGCGGUGAAGAAGCCAGAAAACAGAGCAGCCAAGACCUGCUAUAUUCAUAUGCAGCCUAUUCUGCCAAUGGAAUUCUCGAGGCUGAAGUCAUUGAUGUGAGUUAUGGAAAUGCAGAUGACUUAAAGCGGAUUAAAAAAGUGAAAAAUGUCACAAAUCGGAUUGCACUCUUGAAAUUAGGAAAAUUGCCACUACUUUAUAAGCUUUCCUUAUUGGAAAAGACUGGAUUUGGAGGUGUUCUUCUAUAUAUUGAUCCUUGUGAUUUACCAAAGACUGCAAAUCUUAGCUAUAAUACCUUCAUGGUGUCACUGAAUCCAGGAGGAGACCCUUCUACACCCGGUUAUCCAAGUAUUGAUGGAAGCUUUAGACAAAACCGAUCAAACCUCACCUCUCUACUAGUGCAGCCCAUCUCAGCAUCUCUUGUUGCAAAACUCAUCUCUUUGCCAAAGGAUAGGACCACAAACGGUGCCUGUAGCCCUCUAGAACUUCCAAAUAAUGAGGAAAGAAUUGUCAACAUGAAAAUUCAAACAGUCACAAAAUUUAAAACAGUUACUAAUGUUGUUGGAUAUUUAAAGGGUUUGACAUUUCCAGACCGUUAUGUCAUAGUUGGCAGCCAUCAUCACACGGCUCACAGUUAUAAUAGACAAGAAUGGGCCAGCAGCACGGCCAUCAUCACAACUUUUAUCCGGGCCUUGAUGUUACGAGUUAAGAGAGGGUGGAGACCAGACCGUACUAUCGUUUUCUGCUCAUGGGGAGGAACAGCUUUUGGAAAUAUUGGCUCCUAUGAAUGGGGAGAGGAUUUCAAGAAGGUUCUGCAGAGAAAUGUUGUGGCUUACAUUAGUGUCCACAGUCCCGUAAGGGGUAACUCAAGUCUCCACUCUGUUGCUUCACCAUCUCUUCAGCAACUGGUAGCUGAGAAAAAUAAGUUCAAUUGUCCCAGAAAAGGCCAGUGCCCGGAAACGAAUAUCAGUUCUGAGCAGAUGCAGGAUGAUGCUGAUUAUUUCAUCAACCAUCUUGGAGUUCCCACCGUGAGGUUUACUUAUGAGGACAUCAAAACAUUAGAGGGUCCAAGUUUUCUCUCUGAGGCUCUUUUUCCUAAACAUGCAACAAAAAUUGAAGAAAUGGAUCCUUUUUUCAAUCUUCAUGAGACCAUUACCAAGCUCUCAGGAGAAGUGAUUUUGCAAAUUGCCAAUGAACCAGUUCUGCCCUUUAAUGCUCUCGAUAUAGCUUUAGAAGUUCAAAACAGCCUUAAAGGUGACCAAACCAACACCCCUCAACUGCUAGCCCUGGCCUCACGCCUGCGGGAGAGUGCUGAAUUCUUUCAGUCAGAUGAGAUGCGUCCUGCUAAUGACCCCAAGGAAAGAGCUCCCAUCCGUGUGCGGAUGCUGAAUGACAUUCUCCAGGAUAUGGAGAAGAGCUUCCUAGUGCAGCAUGCACCCCCAGGGUUUUACAGAAAUAUCCUAUACCACCUUGAUGGGAAGACAAGCCAGUUUUCAAUACUCCUGGAGGCUUGGGAGCGCUGCAAGUCACUUGCAUCAAAUGAGACCCUUCAAGAAGCCCUGUCAGAGGUGUUGAAUAGCAUUAAUGCAGCUCAGGUUUACUUCAAAGCAGGACUUGAUGUGUUCGAGAGUGUCUUAGUUGGAAAGAACUGAGAAAACUCUCAGCAUUUUAAAAAGUUUGUUUACAAUUCCUCAAGAAAAAGCUCUAAUCUCACCAGAUUUUCUGACAUGGAAGACUUUUUCCCCUCAAUGGCUUUUUAUAUAAGUAUAAAGCUAUUCUUCCUUUGUAUUUUUUGAUGUACGUGUAAAAAGAGCAUUUUGCACAUUUAAUAUUUUUCUUAUAUCUAGAUUUCUGAUUAUGUAAAAGCAAGUUAUUGAAAAUAAUACUUAAGAUUUAUCUAUUAAAAAGAAAUCUGCUGUAUUUUUCUAUAUAUAUAUAUAUAAAAUAUUUGGGGAAAAAAUUUCAAAGACGUUCUGGACAGUCUUUGUUCCUAUGGAUAAAACAUGUAGGAAUAGAAAUGAUUACCUGUGUUAGAGCUUUAAUGACCUAGCUUCUGUAAUAGAAAUGGACAGUUGAUAUGGUUUCAGAUUAACUUUCACUAUCAAAUAUUCAAUAUGAACAACAAGUAUUCUGACUGAGUGAUUGGUUGACGAAAACCACUUUGAAUGUGUCUGUUUUAUGAAAUGAAGUGCCUGUUUAUAACACAACUAGAUGUAGUAAUACACUGGUUAUGAAAAUGUAUUUUUUUAAGUAUUAAUUAAAAAAAAAGAGCCAUAAACAUUCCAGGGGAAAAUCGCAAGGUAGCUGCACAGAGCAAUUUAAUUGUCAAUUUUUUUCCUAACCACUUAUAAGGUGACUAGCUUUGAAACCCCUAAUUUGUCUCAGUUGAUUUUGUAAAAAUUUCAGGAGUGAUAUAUGUCUUAUGAGGGAGAAAAUAUGUAUUUCUUCCUGUGUUGUUUCUGUUGGAAGCACUGAAAUAGAGCUACUUUAAAAUGAAAGCAUCUCACUUUGCUCCUCAUUCAUGUAUCUUUUCUGAAACUCCUUUCUGAAAGGCAGUUUUCUCAGAAUACCAUAUAAUUUCCACAGGAAAGUAGCAAAGUUUCUCUUUGAAAACCCAAAAUAUCUUAAAAAGUAUCAAAUUGCUAUUUCUGCCACUAGCAAAAAGGACUUCUGAUGAAUGAAAUAGUUGUUUUGAUCAACAAAAAAGCUCCUUAAUUCUAUGAAAAACCUUUUUUUUCCUUCUCUAUCCUUACUUUUGAUUGACAUGACAACACAUAAUAUAUUCAUGCUUCUACUUUUAGGCAGAAAAUACUUUAUUACUUUAAGAGUGUAUCUUUCCCAUGCUUCAGUUCCUCUCUCAUGUUGAAAAUGAAGCUUUUCAUCCUAAGGCCACUGAAUGGCCUUAGUAUCCACUAUUCCCCAAACCACAGAAUCCCAUUAAGUGUUUAAACUCUGAGCUUACCUUUAGAAAUUGAUUUAGUAUUGGAUAAAGCAAUUUCUCUAAGGAAGCAUAUCUUCAGAGUAUUUCAUGUGGAUUAUUUUUCUCUAACACAACAUUCAAACACAUGUCCCUAUCACACACCUCCAAAGCAACUUCACAAAUAGUGCCUAUAGGUCUAAAUCUUUUAUGUGUAUGAAUGAACAUACACCUAAUCUUAGUUUAAAGGAAAACUGAUGUUAAAGGGAAAGAAUUGUCAGCAUUGAUUAACUGAUUUAUAAGGGUCAGCUGUUCUUACUAUAAGUAAUGUUUAUGUGCUCAAGGCAAAGAAGAGAAUUGAAGCAAUUAGCUAGAUAAUUCAAGCAGAAACUCAGUUUCAAUGAAUUGUUUGUGUGCACAUAUUUUACAUAAGAAAGGAAACUGCCUUACAAUAUAUAUUUCUAACCAAUGCAUGUGUUUGUCUGAAAGUAUUUGCCAUGUUGAGAAGUGGCUACAGGAAGGGGCUAAAGAACCAAACUCCCACAUGCCUUGGUGUCAGUACCCUCUCUCCUUCCACAGAAAAAGAGGAGAAAAGAGGCAAGAGGAAUACACAUACAGAUUGGGGUCAGGUCAAAUAAUAGAAUCCCUGUACCAAAGGAUCAGAAAUAGUGAAUUAAAUUUCAGUGUGUUCAUUUUAAUUCUUCCUUUGGAGCUGGGUUUAAAAUAGACAAAGACAAAUAAUUAUUGAUUUGGUAGUUUAUCAUUUUAGAACAAAAUCCUAAGUAAAUUCACUCCUUUAGACUCCAAUAGAGUUGAGAACAUGAAUAUUUGUGUUUGCACAUUUUUGUUGAAAGAUUGUGUAUUUAGCUAACCCACAUUGCACAGAUCAAAGUCUCAAUAUUCUGUACUUAUUACUUCUAAAUCAUAUGAUAUUUGAUACUCAGAAACUGAAGUUAAUUAUUGACAAACAUGUUUUUAUUAGCCUAUUUAAGAGAUUAUGUUAAGAAACUGAAUUAUAAUUGAAACAGAUAUCCACCAGUUCUAUAAAUGCUGCUCAUCUUUGACUGAAACGAACCUCUUAACUAGAAACAUUACUGCUAUAGUCUGAUUACCUCAGGGUUCCUUGAAAUUUAUGUCAUUUAAAUUUUCCCCUAAUGAUCCAAGUAAAUAAAAUCCUAUGCAAGUUAUUAAUAAGUAUUUUCAGUGAAUUGGUAGUUAGGUUAAAUUGCUGCUGAAAUAUCUGGGUGCCUGGUACUUCUCACCACCCUUCAUACAUAGCAUUGUGCCAGUCCAUAAUGAAUCAUAAAUGAUUAUUCCCCCAAGAAAAGGUGGCAGAUGUGGACCACUGCAAUUUGGGUUCAGGCAGGGUACACCUGGAAUACCACUCUUUGUAAAAAAGUACAGAGUCCAGAGUCAAAAAAAAAAGCCUAAGACACUCUGAUUCAAGUCUGAGACUGUUACCUUCAGUCAGGGGAAGCAUCAGCACCCCCACCAGAUACAGUAACUGCAGGCAAAGUGGUCAAGGAAUUGGGGGAGAGUCACAGUUUUAGUUAAUAGCAGAAGGGCUGCUAAAAUUUAAGCUUGUUUGUUUUCUCAUGUAACAGAGUUCUAAAUGGUCUUUUCCAUUAUAUUCUAGGUAACUAGUCAUUAUGUCAGAUGCUGGAUGGGCUGGAAGCACUGCUUUUUCAAUUAGGGACCAGUUCAUUCUCUCAAUAUACCUAAUGAGUAGAACUGUCCUAGGGAGUUCACGCAAACGGCACAAGCCUGUGUACUUGUGGGAAAGUAGAGAGAGUCUCUACAUGACACCAGUGCUCAGGAAGAAGGGUAUUAAGCAAAAUACUUUUAUAAGAGAGCAUUUCCCCUACAUUAAAUUGGCAGUUUAAAUCUGUAUUUCUCAAAAUGUGGUUUUUGGGGAAGGGAGCCUAGGAAUCUAUAUUUUUAGCAAGAUUUCCCAAGUGAUCCUUAUGCUUAAUGAUUUCUCAUCUACAUCAAUAAUCCUGGGUCCUCCUGAGAAAACAUCAUGUGGCAACAUACUAAAAAAAUUGAAGGGUCACAAUAAUAGGAGAUACUUCUAGCUUUGCUAAUAAUGGCAUUUUAAAGAAAGAGAGAGUAACCAUUGUAUUUCUCAAAAAAGGCCCCAGAUGAAUCUAAGUCUGUGCCUGCUACAAGUCAGGCACAUUUCUCAAUUUAAUGUACUUUUUUUUUUUCUAUUUGACUCCUCAUGCCAACUUAUUUUAAAAGAUGAGGAAAUUUAGUUGAGUGACUGCCCAAGUUCCAUAGCUAAUAAGGAUGAUUGAUGUAUGUGUCUCUGCUGGGCCCCCUGGGUUCCAGACCUGUGUUCUUCAUGCUGGGUGUCACAGAAAGUUAAGAAUCAGUUACAGAAAGUGACAUUAUUGAAAUUUUUAAUGUAUUACUGCACAACUGAUCAGACUAUGUCAUCUGCCACUUCACUGGUUGAACUAAGGUGUCUGAAGAAACCAACAACAUUAUUCCUCAUGAUGGUAGCCCACCCCAACAAUGGUGGACAUAUGUAGGCAAAUUAGAAGAUAAGUAAAUAAGAGCACAAAAAUAAGUAGGUAAAUAAGAGCACAAAAAUAAGUCUACCAUUGUAGAAUAUCAUGACAACUAGAUGACAGGGGAAGACCAAGUGCUGGGACUUACAACCUCAGUUUUGUAUCAUACUUAAAUCUCAGAAUAACUAAUUGACUUUAUUUUAAAUUACAUGUACUUUUUAAAUGCAUAGCAUACAAUAGGUUUCCCCAUUGCAAAGAUAGGUGUUACGAAAAUAAAAUUUGUUACCAUCAGCAUCUUUUGUUACAAUCAGCAUCUUUGCCUGAAAUGAAAAACUAUUUUCGUAGUUGGUAGACCUCGCCAAAAGUGUCCUCAUGAGACAUUCUGUGGUAUGUGUGAUUAAUUACUCCAAAAACUAAACUUUUUCAUUGAUAUUGCAUUGUCAUCUGGUUUAAAGGUUUAAACCAGAAUGGUUAAAGGACCAUUUAAAUGUGUCUUCACUACAAGUUCCCUCGAUAGAAUUAUAUUUUAAACUGCCAAUCCAUGUGUUGAGUGGAAGGCAAAUGGGUCUAUACAUCCCAAAAGAUAGAUCAGCAACCUAACAGUUCCAUUACAGGAGCAUGGAUGCAACACAGGAGAAAAAAUAGACAUAUGAUAUUUGAGCAAAGAAAUAUUCUGCCUAGGUGCACUAGUAAAUUUGUAUUUCUUGCUUGAGUUUAUAUUGCUAGCUUAAAAAAGACUCAUUAGAAUUGCUUUAGAAAGAACUUAAACUUCCAAGAGUUUUAAGCACCCCAUCAAGUGUAAAUGCUUUUCAGUUAAGUGGGUUUAUCUUAUGCAGUUUAGAAUUUCAAGUGAGGUAAAUUUAAAAGAGGAGUUGCAAAAGAAAAUUUUUAAACGUAACCUAUUUUGGUCACCACAAUGCUCACUCAGUUCUGUUUUCCCUUUUUAGAUAUACUCUAGCAAUGGGAUCAGGCUUUUUUUUUUUUAACUAUGAGAAAGUAAUUUUAGUAUCUAGUCUUUUCAAUGUACAUUUAUCUGUUAAUCAACCAGAAUUUUAUUUCCAUAAUAUCAUUCCAUUAUCCUUCAAAGAUGUACACUGAAGUGCCUUGAGCACUCCUGGGGCCAUCAAGAAUCUUCAGAGCUGGCUGAUUGUGAGAUGGCAUAUUUCUUAAAGACAUUUAGAAUCUCAUAUUCAAGUGGUAUCUGAAUUUACAAGGCAAAGGAUUAAAUUGAGACACUUUCAGGUAGCAUUCAAGAAAAAGCUACUUCAAAUUUUAAUAUGUUCUGGUUAGAUUAUUUUGUAUUUGAAUUAAAAUAGUUAUGCAAUGUUGUAAAGUAAAAUAAAUAAAUUUUUAAAAAAGUUAUGCAGUUUUGUAUAACCAAAAUGGCAAUUUUGAUUUUUUUUAGGCAAAAUACAAUCAUCAAGGCCAAAGAAAUGUAUGACUACUCUAAUUUCUUAAGAAGGCUCUGUCAAGAAUUAACUCAGCUAAUUGCAGUUGAUUCUAGAUGCAGAGCCUACAUCUAGACAAAGCUCUAAUAUGUGUAGGCAGAACCUAACAACAUUCUUUCGAAUCCCUUUGAUGUCUUAAGCCAAUAAGCACUGAAGUAGCUUUUCUCAGAAGAAAGCAGAUUUUAUUUUCCAGGGGCUAAUUAAUAUGCACCACCUCAGUCCCAAAAGGAUCACACAGGUGCCUGUACCAUGCCAUAUGUCAUGUGCUAUAUUCCAGCAAGCUCAAGAGAUUAAUAUACAAUCAUUAUUAUGAAUUAUUAUGUUGUAUCGAAGUUAAUGUUGGUCUUUUGUUCUAAUUAAAGUACAAACUUGGCAUUGGAACAGAAGCUUAGCUACAGAAAUGAAGUUAGAGUCUCUAUUUUAAUGAACUAAAUCUUUUUUUCAAUCAAAAUGUGUAAUUAUUUAAUUAUCUGGCCUGCUCAGUAAGUUUAGCUCUCUAAUUUGUUCAAAGACUAUUUAUUCAACAUAAUAAUAACACAGGUGGACACUCCUUGGAGUGUUUUAUCUUCUGAAAUUGUUAGCCAUUGUUAAAUCAUGCUUUCAGUAUAUGUGAUAGUAUUUUAUUAAUGUUGACUUGUCUACCUUUUAUAUCAAGCUGCUGCAAGUGACCACCUUAUUCUGAAAGUCAGAGAAAAUGCUAUUUCUCUAUAAAGACAAAUUUGUCAUACCCAUUUAAUAAGAAACAACAUAUUUUACUACACUAUUGCAAUUUGUCUGCAGUAAACAAAGUGCCCAGAUUGUUAAGUGUAGCUCACAUAAUUAUAUUCCAAAGAUGUUAUACAUAAUUCCAAUUAGAAGCUGAGAUAGGACUCUAUUAGGUGAUUUUGUAUUUACAUUUCACAUAGGAAGGUUUAAUGGCAAAUAUUUCCCACAUAUUCAGACUUGCUACUUGUAGAAUAUGAAUGCAGUUGUAUUCAGAAAAGAAAAAAAGCUUUCUAAGACACUUUAAGGGGCUAAUUUGCUUUUAUAGACAUCUAGAAAAAUCAGCACAUCAUUGAUGAUAGCUUUAUAUGUGUUUGGAAUGUUAAUAUGGAACAUGAAAUAGUUUCAGCCAUGUCAUCAGUAUAGCAGUAUUUAGACAUAUGAAAUUUUAUAAUGAGUAAAAUUUCUUAAUUGUAUAAUAAAAAAUAAUAAAAAUAAAUAAAAAAUAUAGCCUUAAAAGAAUGGUGACAAGCAGAAUAUUUACAAAGAUUUAGAAAUUAACUUUGGGUAAAAUUGGAGCACAAUUUCUUCAUUUAAAUUUGUUUGAUUAAAAAAUAAAUCUCUCUCAAGGGGUGCCCCAAUUAUUAAAUUGCACUGAACUGUUACAGUGUUGAAUAUUAUUCAGAGUAGAUUACAUCUGUGAUUUGGAAAUGUUUUCAUUGUAAAGAAAUUAAUUAUUAGUGUCUUUGUUGUGACUGAUUUUGGAUGAUUGAUUUAGAGGCAUGUGUCUCUAAUUUCUUAAUUACUAUAUAGGAUUGAAUGCCUAAUUUCUAUAAUAUGUGGAUGUCCACCAAGAAUCUAGUGCUUUUUAUAUUUAACCCAAUUGUGAUUUUAUUUUACAACAUUUUAUGUACUAUUCACAUGACUUGAUAUAUGGUUUACUUAGAAAAGUAUGUUGUGAUUUGGAGUGACAAAAAAAUGGAUUGGUACAUCAUAUCCAUUAAGAAUACAGGUAAAUAUUUUAUAUUUUAGUUGUUUAAAUAUUUGCACAUAGUUGAAUACUAUGAAAUGAAGGCAUCUAUUAAGGAAUAUUUUCUGAUUCAUAAAUGUAAUGUGUAUGUGCAGUGACACAGUAAUAUUUAAAAUGCCCAUUUACAAAUAUUAAAUACAGGUGAAAAUCAUUGUUAUACUGUGUUUUGUUAUAAAUAUACAAAAUGAAUUAGUUGUUAGUCUGUAUUA
This is a messenger RNA of Dama dama (fallow deer), 10251 nucleotides long. RefSeq names its product N-acetylated alpha-linked acidic dipeptidase like 2 (gene NAALADL2). The record is from RefSeq and is a predicted model, not a curated record. Bases 508 to 3084 code for a protein of 858 amino acids. The transcript is spliced from 14 exons. NCBI's taxonomy places the organism in Eukaryota, Metazoa, Chordata, Mammalia, Artiodactyla, Cervidae.